This is a messenger RNA of Mycena citricolor, 2547 nucleotides long. NCBI's taxonomy places the organism in Eukaryota, Fungi, Basidiomycota, Agaricomycetes, Agaricales, Mycenaceae. The record is from the annotation of a GenBank genome assembly.
AUGAGAGACGAGGCCUCCCCUAUUUGGGAUUUCCGCAGGAACGUCGCGGGCAAAGUCGUUGCUUUCUGUAAAGUGUGUGAGGAUGGCAUGGAGCAAAAUGCUACUCCCAGUCACUGUGGACGGCACGAAGAGUCCCAAUCCCAUGAGUUAGCUCUUCAACAUCAGCAGGGCCAAAUGCAGAACCAGACGCUUGAGCCUGGCGUAACGGAUCCUGAUGUGAACAUGCCUAUUACAGACCACGAUAUUGUCGUCGACGGUCUCCGACACCUAUUGGCGUCUCUGGGAGGCAAAUCCUUCCCUUAUCCGAUCUCAAACUGGCAAUCCAAUGUACAAGACAAUGAUAAUGGCUCGACAUCUACUCUGGGGAUCGAUUGGGGUCUUAUUGAACUGAGCGGUGAUACGGAAUUCACUCCCUUGGCAGAUGAGAGAGCCGUGGCAUCCAUCGCGAAUACCAUACUGGGACGCUUUGAGCUCGACCUCGAUGCUCUCUCUGACGACGAGGAGCUCGAACGCUCUGAUGGCGGGUCGGAUGUCAAAGGAGGAGAUGAACCCCAGGGACGCUACGGUAUUAUCCCUCACAACCAGGUCAACCUCCUCCCAAACGUGCUCGCGGUGAUCGCGAACAUCAGUCUGGAGCAGAACGGCGUUCAUGGUAUCCUUGGGAAGAUCGAAUACGUAGAUUAUUGCCCAGGUACUCGGAUUAUGCUACCAGUGUUCAAGAGCUCAUCACCCUACCAGGAGAUGGCAAAUCCUAAAGUCCGGCCAAAUCUUUCUUUCUAUCCCGAAGAUUCGGGAAAGAAGAUCUCUGAAGCACGUCAAGCCGCUCGUUGGUUGCACGAAAUGCCCGACGAUCAGCUGACUCCAAUGCACCGAAUCAAAAAUCACGAUUAUUACAUCUACGAACCGGCAAUGGCGACCUCGUCAAUUGACGGAUCAGUUCAACAUGUUGUUCCCGUGCGCUGGUUCUCCCGCGAGGGAUCCAUUCAUGCCAAAUGCUGGAGAAUGAUUCCGGUUGUGACUGAUCAGAUCUCCGGCUGGCGCGUCAUCAAGACCAGGACAGUUGAAGUCAGUGAAGCUCAAUUUUUCAAAACAUUUGUGGAAUUUCAGAGCGACGCAGCAUUAUAUAAUGUUCCUCAUCCGUCUCUAAUUAUUGACGUUGUCAAUCAAAGUUCAGCCGCCGGACAAACCUCUCCAUGGAAAUACACAAAUCCUGUAUUGGGAAAUCCGUGGCGAGCAAAAGCUGCGGGUGCCCGGGUCGUUUCCUUUCCAAUGUGGUUGUAUUGUGAUGACACCUCGGGGAACAUCUCGAAGAAGUGGAACAAACACAACAGCUUCCUUAUGACACCAGCAGGCUUGAACCAACACGAGAGUCAAAAGGAGUACAAUAUUCACUUUCUUGCUACGUCUAACCUCGCCCCUCCACUUGAGAUGAUGGAUGGGAUUGUUCAACAAAUUGAAACAGGACAAGAAAAUGGUAUCUGGUGCUGGGAUAUCAUUUAUAAUGAACCGGUACUCGCAAUAUCUGAAGUUCUCGCACUUCUAGGUGAUAAUCCCAUGCAGAGCAAGUUUGCGUGCCACAUUGGGCUGCGCGGCAAGUUCUUUUGUCAUGCCUGCUGGGCAAAAGGUCAUUCCUCCGAACCCGAAUCCGACACAAUACCUUCUUCCACACAAGUGAUCGCUGAAAAUCUGAAUGUGGGAAAUGACCAAGCCGAACGCAGGGAUGACACGAAUGGCAUCGAUGAAGGUGCUCAGAGCGAGGACAGCGCAGCCAGCAUCGAAUCUACAUCAGGUGUUAAAAAGGGCAGGGCUAAACAUGCUGUGGAAACAAUGGCUCAAAUGGUUGCCCGAGUCAAAGCGUUCAUGACGAUAGGACGGCUACGAAAUAAAGAGGAAACGAUGAAACAUCUUCGAUCUGAGUUUCUUCUUGCCUCAACCACUGUUGAUAAGAAAACGCAAAUCAAAGAUCAGCGAACAGAGACCGGAAUCAAAGACACCUUCCAGCUAUUUUUCGAGGAGAAAUUAUUCGAUUCCUUCAAGAACAAACGCGGAUACCCUGCCCGCUUGCAGGCCCUUGAUGCUCAAGCAAAAUCUAUGCCUGCAAAUGUCAUGAGCCCCGUAUGGCGAAUUCGAGGCUUGGAUCCACAUCAAGAUACACCUGUGGAGAUUUUGCAUGUCGUUCUCCUUGGCUUUGUCAAGUAUUUAUGGCGCGAUCUGAUUCAGCUUCAGCUCAAGAACAAGGAUGACAAAAAAAAAAAUCUGAUCACACGGUUGAAUUCCUUCGAUACGAACGGUCUCGGAAUCUCACCUCUGGCGGGACAAACACUGGUGCAAUAUGCAGGGUCUCUUACGGGUCGUGACUUCCGUGCGAUCGCCCAGGUCGCGCCGUUUGUCGUGUUUGACCUUGUAGCACCAGAAUGUUUCGAAAUUUGGAAGGUGUUAUCAAAGCUGGUACCUCUGAUAUGGCAGCCAGAAAUUGUGGAUAUCGACGUCUACAUGGAAUUACUCACUCGAGAAAUCAAUCACUUCCUGGCAUGCGCGGCUCAAUGA